Kuraishia capsulata CBS 1993 is the source of this 2160-nucleotide messenger RNA. RefSeq lists its product as uncharacterized. Gene Ontology annotation, biological process: L-lysine biosynthetic process. The record is from RefSeq and is a predicted model, not a curated record. Lineage: Eukaryota; Fungi; Ascomycota; Pichiomycetes; Pichiales; Pichiaceae. The coding region runs from base 1 to 2160 and encodes 719 amino acids. Gene Ontology annotation, molecular function: 4 iron, 4 sulfur cluster binding; homoaconitate hydratase activity. The transcript has a single exon.
AUGAAAAAUAUGACUGAUUUGAAUGCACCACAGGUUCUACUACAACAACGGGUUUUCCUACGUUUCCGUUUUUUGGCUCCAGGGAUGUUAUCUGCGUGUAGCUUCAAACGCUUACAAAGCUCGAGGGCCCUUUUCAGCAAGAGGCUAUUGAGUUCAUCUUCAAUAGCCUUGGGUCAGAAUUAUACCGAGAAGAUUGUGCAGAAGUACGCUGUUGGGUUACCCCAGGGCAAGUUGGUCCACAGUGGUGAUUAUGUUACUAUCAAACCAGCACAUGUGAUGUCCCAUGACAACUCGUGGCCCGUUGCCAUGAAGUUCAUGGGUUUGGGUGCUUCCAAGGUGAAAGAUAACAGGCAGAUUGUCAAUACCUUGGACCACGAUGUCCAGAACAAGACUGAGAAGAAUUUGACCAAAUACAAGAACAUCGAGGAGUUUGCCCGUUCUCAGGGAAUUGAUUUUUACCCUGCUGGAAGAGGUAUCGGUCACCAGAUUAUGAUCGAAGAAGGAUAUGCAUUUCCAGGUAACUUGACUGUGGCCUCUGACUCUCAUUCAAACACAUACGGUGGUAUUGGUGCCCUUGGUACUCCCAUCGUGAGAACAGAUGCCGCGUCUAUUUGGGCUACUGGCCAGACUUGGUGGCAAAUUCCACCCGUGGCCAAGGUUGAGCUCGUUGGUGAGCUUCCUGAUGGAGUCACUGGUAAGGAUGUGAUUGUCGCUCUUUGUGGUCUGUUCAACAACGACGAGGUGCUCAACCAUGCCAUUGAAUUCACCGGUGAGGCUGUCUCAAAAUUGUCUGUUGACUACAGACUUACCAUUGCCAACAUGACCACAGAAUGGGGUGCUCUUUCGGGUGUUUUCCCAAUAGAUCAAACUCUGAUAAACUGGUAUACCAACAGAUUGCUCAGAGUUGGACCAAAUCACCCCAGAAUAAACCAAACCACAAUUGAGAGGUUGACCACCGAGGCCACUGUGGCCGAUCAAGACGCAUUUUACGCUAAGACUCUUACGGUUGACCUUAGCUCGCUGUCGCCAUACAUCUCGGGCCCAAACUCCGUCAAGAUCUCCACUUCUUUGGCUGAUCUUUCUGCCCAGAAUAUCAAGGUCGACAAGGCCUACCUCGUGUCGUGCACAAACUCGCGUUUGAGUGAUAUCAAGGCUGCUGCAGACGUUGUCAAGGGCCACAAGGUUGCCCCAGGUGUUGAAUUCUACAUUGCCGCUGCUUCUUCCGAGGUCCAGAAGGACUCCGAGGCCGAGGGUGCUUGGAGUACUCUCUUGGAGGCUGGUUGCACUCCACUUCCUGCUGGUUGUGGCCCAUGUAUCGGUCUGGGUGCUGGCCUGCUGGAGCCUGGUCAGGUGGGUAUCUCUGCCACCAACAGAAACUUCAAGGGUAGAAUGGGAAGCAAAGAUGCUUUGGCCUACUUGGCCUCCCCAGAGGUUGUUGCCGCUUCUGCCAUUCUUGGCAAGAUUGGAGCACCCGAGGAAGUGUUGGGUAAAGCUGUUGAACCACUUAGAGAUAUCAAGAAAACUAUCACCAUCAACGAGAAGCCAGCAGGCGAAUCCGAGGAGGUUGCUGCUGGUGAGACCUUGCCAGGAUUCCCAAGCUCUAUAGAAGGUGAGCUCAUUCUUUGUGAUGCCGACAAUAUCAAUACCGAUGGUAUCUACCCAGGUAAGUACACUUAUCAGGACGAUGUUCCCAGAGAGAAGAUGGCUGAGGUUUGCAUGGAGAACUACGACUCCGAGUUUGGUUCAAAGACAAAUGCCGGUGAUAUCAUUGUGAGUGGUUACAACUUCGGUACCGGGUCUUCGAGAGAACAGGCCGCUACGUGCAUACUUGCCAGAGACAUGAAACUUGUGGUUGCAGGUUCCUUUGGAAACAUCUUUUUCAGAAACUCUAUCAACAAUGCUCUCUUGACGUUGGAAUUGCCCAAGUUGAUUGACUUGCUGAGAAAGAAGUACGCUGAUGCCCCCAAAGAGCUGACCAGACGUACCGGAUGGAAGCUGAGAUGGGACGUCACCUCCUCUACUGUCACAGUAACAGACGAGGCAGGAAACGUUGCUUUGAAGGAGAAAGUUGGUGAAUUGGGAACUAACCUGCAGGACAUCAUCAUCGAGGGUGGUCUUGAAGGAUGGGUGAAAACCCAGCUGAAGAACACUCCGCAGUAG